Molecule: messenger RNA, 5266 nt
Organism: Arvicanthis niloticus (Nile rat)
Lineage: Eukaryota; Metazoa; Chordata; Mammalia; Rodentia; Muridae
Gene: Mynn
Product: myoneurin
Biological process (GO): regulation of transcription by RNA polymerase II
Cellular component (GO): nucleus
Molecular function (GO): RNA polymerase II cis-regulatory region sequence-specific DNA binding; protein binding; DNA-binding transcription factor activity, RNA polymerase II-specific
Source: RefSeq, a predicted model, not a curated record
UUCAGAGAGAUGUUAUAAAGCAAAAAGAUUACGGCAAGGAAAAAACUCUGAGUUUUUGAGACUGUCUUUUAAAUAAAGUCACAGGUAAAUUCCUUAAACUCCAGAAAUAUAACUUUUAACAACAAACGUUUCAGUUGUGCUUUUUAAGAUUUAGACGUCCGCAGGCUCUAGGGAAGAAUCUACACAAACACAUCAAAACUUUUUGGCACUUUCGUAUAGUGUAGCGAUAACUUUGUUCUUCUCCCUAACUCUGCACUAACUCUGAUUUCGAGGUAAAUAAUCGUGCUAAAAUUAUUCUGGUUCAGACGCAGGAAAACCUUUUCCGGUAGAAAGCCCACCUUCCUCUCACAUUGCGCAUGCCCAGUGUGCCCUGCUGCUUUGCUUUGCUUUUGAGCAUCUCAGCCUCUGUCACCAGGUAAGGGCAUUCUGGAAGAAGAGCUUUGGUGAGCUGGCUCAAACAGAACUCUGGGGGUCCCAAGAGCUUUCGGGUAUGCAAAAGAGGAAGGAGUGAUUGGUCUCGACUUAAGCAUAUCCCUCCCACCCGUCACGGUCAAGAACCAGGGUGCACACCACAGUCCUCUCCACUGGAGGGGCGCUAAUGAAGACAGGAUGACAGGCGAGGAAAGGAACUACAACUCCCAGCAUGCAGUGCGCAGCGCGGUUCCUGGAGAGGCCGGCUGUGCACUCGAACCCGGUCUCCGUCCAGAAUCUGGGCCGACAGCUGCGGGCUGACAAGGUGAGCAGCUGGCGCAGGAUGUGAGUGAGCCCUGAGGUGUGACCCGGAGACCUGGGCAUGCCGGGAAGUCAGGGCUCUGAGUUCCAGCUCGCCGGCCCUAGUGGACAUCUGAAGACCUGUCGCCGGUGUCCCACUGGAUCACACAUCCGGACGUGACGCUACGGCGGAGGAGGAAGGGAGAGGCGGAGCGUCGCGGUGACGUCCUCCCAAGAUGGCGGUGAGAGAGUGAAGAAACUGUUUCCCUUGGGCGGCUACGGAUGAAGGGUGAAAUUCUAUUCUGAUAUCAAAAUGCAGUAUUCCCACCACUGUGAGCACCUUUUAGAGAGACUGAAUAAACAACGGGAAGCGGGAUUUCUUUGUGACUGUACCAUAGUGAUUGGAGAGUUCCAGUUUAAGGCGCACAGGAAUGUGCUUGCCUCCUUUAGUGAGUAUUUUGGUGCGAUCUACCGAAGCACUUCUGACAACAAUGUUUUUCUUGAUCAGAGUCAGGUGAAGGCUGACGGAUUUCAGAAACUGUUGGAGUUUAUAUAUACAGGAACUUUAAAUCUCGACAGUUGGAAUGUUAAAGAAAUCCAUCAGGCUGCUGACUAUCUCAAAGUAGAAGAGGUAGUAACUAAAUGUAAAAUAAAGAUGGAGGAUUUCGCUUUCAUUGCUAGUCCCUCUUCUACAGAAAUAUCUAGUAUUACUGGAAACAUCGAAUUGAAUCAACAGACCUGUCUUCUUACUCUUCGAGAUUAUAACAAUCGGGAGAAAUCAGAAGCCUCCACAGACUCAGUUCAGGCAAACCGCAAACAACGGGCAUUGACAAAGAAAUCAUCUCAAAGUAAAAAGAAGAAAAAGGCUUUCAAUUCCCAGAAACCAGGGCAGAAUAAAGCAGUGCAAUAUCCCAGUGAUAUUUUAGAGAGUGCAUCUGUUGAAUUAUUCCUAGAUACAAAUAAGUUGUCCUCACCUGGAGCAGAGCAAGUCAUUCAAGGAAAUGACAAUUCAGAACUUGAGUUGACCUCAGUUGUGGAAAAUACUUUUCCAGCACAAGAUAUUGUGCAAACUGUUACAGUCAAACGGAAACGUCGAAAAUCACAGUCACAUUGUGCCCUGAAAGAACACUCCAUGUCUAACAUAACCAGUGUAAAGAGUCCGUAUGAGCUGGAGAACUCGGGGGAAGAGCUGGACCCAAGGUAUUCCAAGGCCAAGCCGAUGUGUAACACGUGCGGGAAGGAGUUUUCAGAAGCCAGCAGCCUGCGAAGGCACAUGAGAAUACACAAAGGAGUCAAGCCGUAUGUCUGCCACUUGUGCGGAAAAGCAUUUACCCAGUGCAACCAGCUGAAAACACAUGUGAGGACUCACACAGGGGAAAGACCAUAUAAAUGUGAACUGUGUGAUAAAGGAUUUGCUCAGAAAUGCCAACUGGUCUUCCAUAGUCGAAUGCAUCAUGGUGAGGAAAAACCCUAUAAAUGUGAUGUGUGCAAUUUACAGUUUGCAACUUCUAGCAAUCUCAAGAUUCAUGCAAGGAAGCACAGUGGAGAAAAGCCAUAUGUUUGUGAUAGAUGUGGGCAGAGGUUUGCCCAGGCCAGCACACUGACCUAUCAUGUCCGCAGGCACACUGGAGAAAAGCCUUAUGUGUGCGACACCUGUGGAAAGGCAUUUGCUGUCUCUAGCUCUCUUAUCACUCAUUCUCGGAAACACACAGGAGAACGACCAUUUAUCUGUGAAUUAUGUGGAAAUUCUUACACAGACAUUAAAAACUUAAAGAAGCAUAAAACAAAGGUCCAUUCUGGUACAGAUAAAAAUCCAGAUUGCAGUGUAGAUGACCAUGCUGUAAGUGAACAAGACUCCAUACAGAGAAGUCCUUUGUCAGAAACACUAGAUGUGAAGCCUUCUGAUAUGACUCUACCCUUAGCACUUCCACUUGGGACUGAGGACCACCAUAUGCUCCUACCUGUCUCGGAUAGUCAGUCUCCUACAUCAGACACACUGCUGAGGUCAACUGUGAAUGGAUAUUCGGAACCACAGUUGAUUUUUUUACAACAAUUAUAUUGACUUUGAGGACAUGGAAUUGCUAGGGCAUCCUUGGCGCUAAAUGUAAACAUGUCUGGUAAGGUGCAUAUUGAUAUUAACCCCCACUCAUUUGAGCUGUGUGACCAUUAGUUUUUAUUUACGGAAGUAAAAGCACCUGAUACUGCAUCAGUCAGUGCUUGUUUUGGUUUUUGGCUUUUAUUGUAAACAACCAGCCUGUGAAGGAGCGGCUUCCAGCGCACUAGCACUGUUUUGAGUGGGUAGGUUUUAGACACUGUUAAAGCUGCCUUAAUUCCAUCUUUAUUUUGCAUUGUAGACUUAUUUGUUUUUUAGGUAGAGUCUGACCUGUGGGGUUUUUUUGUUGUUGUUCUCACUGUUUAAACAAAGUCUACAGUAACAUCAACUUCAAAGUGUUUCUGUUUGUAAGCCCUGUGGACUAGUAUGGAAACUGUCAGAGGGAUUCAAUUUCAUGUUUAUGUCUAUGACAAUUUAGAUACUAGGGAAGAAUUGUGCUAUUUAUUAAUAUAUUCCUUUAGAGGUAACUUUUCUAAUGAAGCCAAACAAAGUAUUUCUCUUAAAACCCAGAAAAUGUGUGUAAAUUUUUGUUCAUUGAGAGUGAAUUCAGUAUUCUGGAGAAAACCAGUACUCAGAUCAAUUUUGUUUGAGUUGAAACUAUAUUUUUUUAAAUAGAUAUUUGGUGUUUUUGAGUAGUCAGAAGACAGUUUUGGAAUUUGAUUCAUUUUAUAUUUUAUUAGAUUUGUAGAUUAUUGGAAGUAAAUAUAUAACAAGUUUUGAAAAUUUUUGAUAAGCCUAUCUUGUAUCAGUUAUGCACUUUUUAAAAUAAAUGUUCUAAAAAGAAUUUUCUAGAUACAAAAUACAUACUAGAAAUCACUUGGCUUCUAAAUUUGAUAUAUUACUUAGAAAAAAAUCAAGAAACUUAAGUUGCAUGCCUAAGGCAACACACAUACACACAAAUAGAAUUAAUAUCCUAAAUUCAAUUAUAAGGUAUACGUUUGGAUUAUCAGUUUCUUUACCAUUUUAUAUUUGAGUUUUCUAUAGACAUGGAUUUUUCACUUCUAUAAAUUAAACUACAACUUUUGGUUGUUGGCUGCAGCUUUAUAGUGGUCCUUUCCAUUGCAGCUGGGUGUUGAGAACUCAGCAUCACCCCAUCCUCCACGCCUGCUCCCUCUCUUUUUCUCUCACUGUGCUGCAUAUUGAUUGAUUUCACUUUGCCUUGUAAGUUACAGUUUCCCAACCAGUUCCUGUUGCUGAUAAGUUCUGGUGACUGUUUCUCAUCUCUGCCAUCAAUUAGUUAGGUCUCACUUGUUUUCAGGAUUUUAACUGCACUGAAACAGACUCACAGUGUUCACUGAUACUGAAUUCUUCAAUCAUAAUUCUCCCUGUUAGAGCCCAAGUCACAGAACUAAGAAGACAUAAUAGAACACUCAGUUCAUACAAACUGCAGGUGUCUUCACAUUUCUUAGAGCUAUAGCAUUUUCAUAGUAAAUUACGACCAGUGAGACUAUCUUAACUGGAGAGACUAUGAAACACCACCUUUGUAUAAUAAACUUAUUUUAUUACUUAGCUAAGAAAUCUGUGUGUAUGUUAAAUGAACAUACUGAGUUUGAAUAAAAUUUAUAAGGUAUAAAAUGUUCAGCUAAUCUUUUCUGGUUUAAGAUCAAUAAAAAUUUGCUGGAAUAUAAAAAAACUGGAAAAAAUUAAGACUCAACCCUUUUUAACAAGUUUGCCAAAGUGGAGAGGUAAUAUUUAAGUGCUGUAGUUAGUUGGGCAUGCACAUACCGAUAAUCACGACAUUCUGGAGAGUUAAGGAAAGAAGGUUAAAAAGGAUUCCAAAAACUGCUAUAAUGAUGUCUGUGCUGUAUGAGGACAAAAACUGCCCAGUUUCCUUAAAUGUAAUGAUAGUCUUUUGUUGGUUUAAUCCCUCUUAAAUUCUGUACUGGUCUCACUUCACAGUCCUGAGUGGUCUAGGACUUCUGUGUAACCUAAAGUAGCUUCUGACUCCACAUCCUCCUCCCUCGUUCUCCAGGUGUGCAGCACAGUAUUAACAACACACAACACAACACCUAACAACACCAAACUUGUUAUCUAGCAUUUGAAAGUUUCUAAAUUGUUAUUUUCAGAUUUUUUUUCUGUAAGUGGAAAUAUGGAAUAGGUCAGGUUGUUUUUUUAAUUUGUAUCACUUGCAUAUCUAAAAUUCUUUAAGUUGAUACUGGUUUAGUCAUUUGCUCUUCCAGAAUUAUUUGUGCAGAAAGCUCAAAGACUGAAUGUCAUCAUUCUUUUCAUACUGUACUGUCACUUACUCUAAUGUGCAUAUACUUCAGGAGUAUCUGGGAGUCAUUCUAACACAGAGUCAUGGAGGUAAAUUCUUUACCUGUUUUGUUAUGGUGCAGUGUUUUGGCAAAGAUUCUUAAUUAAGUAUUACAGAAGGUUUUCAAACUCUUUAAAAUGCUGAAUAUCUUAGCAAGUAUUUUCUAAUUUUGUUUUAUAUUUGUAUUA